This is a messenger RNA of Aphanomyces astaci, 1059 nucleotides long. RefSeq lists its product as hypothetical. The record is from RefSeq and is a predicted model, not a curated record. Bases 1 to 1059 code for a protein of 352 amino acids. NCBI's taxonomy places the organism in Eukaryota, Oomycota, Saprolegniomycetes, Saprolegniales, Verrucalvaceae. The transcript has a single exon.
AUGUGUGCCAAGCACUUCAUUUCCAAAUCGUCGCUGCCGCGGCCAUGGAGGCAGUGCGAGCGCGUAGGAGCACGGGCGACGUCGUUGAAGCUCUCUACGCCAACCUCCCCAAGGUGCUUGCCGACAACCACUUCGACCCCGACUGCAUUUGGAAUCUCGACGAGUCUGGGACGUGCGCCCAAAAGGUCGCGCAGCAAGACGAAUGUGUUGGCGUCCAAGCGAAUGGUGGCCAAUGCACAAAAGGCCGACAGCCGACAGAACGUCUAUGUGCUGGUGUGUGUGAAUGCUGGUGGUGGUCAUGUCCCUCCGUUCUUCAUUCUGCCGGGUUCGAAUUUAUGCAAGCGUAUGACCCAAUGUGGCUUGCCUGGCUCCAACUUUGCGGCCACCAAGUCGUCCUUCCUGUCGAUGAUGCUGUUCAUUCAGUUCUUCGAGUGGUUCGUGAAGAAAAUUGGGCCUAAGCGACCGGUGCUGGUGUUUAUGGAUACAAGGCUCAUUGGUCCGCCAGGACGAUUGAGUAUGCUCGGUCCAAGGGCAUCCACCUGUACGCCUUCCCAUCGCAUACAUCGCAAUUUCUCUAGCCUCUGGAAGUCGCUGUGUUUGCUCAAUUCAAACGGUUACUGGACGUCGAGUUGGCCAACUUUCAACUUGUUCAUUCACGCUUUGCAACGACAAUAUGACAUGGUUGGUCUUGCAUCCAACGGCCUCACCAGGACUUACAUUGUCAGUGGGUUCGAGAAGGCGGGUAUUUCCUUGUUGUCUCGUGACAUCAUGAUGGCCAAGAUUGUAAGGGACAAGGCUGGUUUGAAGGCGACAGCGGUCAUUCAAGCAACGGUGCGUCCCGAAAACCGGGUUGUCAUGCACUUACGCGAGUUGGGGAUUGACAUCGACUCUGCCCAUGUUUUUUGCAUCAACGACGCUAUGGUUCAAGCGUUUACCAACAGAGCCAGCACCCCCAAAGGUGAUAUGACUGGAUUCAUGGUAGCUUGCUCACAACUCCCGACGACAUUGCACUGCACAGAAGAGAGUCAUUGCAGCGAAAACGAAGAAGGCGUUGGAUGA